CCCAUUGGCGCACACAUGUCCUUCUUUCGGGUUCCUCGAUGGUCUGGGCAAAGAUGGGGAGCUCUUAUAUCCAAUCAGCGACUCUCUGGCUCCAAGUGCCCUUGCGCCCCGUCCUCCCAUCCUUGUCCACCAUCGACGUCUCAUUCCCAAGUCCGUCACGCAGGUCACAACAAGUGGUCAAAGAUCAAGCGAGCAAAAGGUGCUAACGAUCUGCAGAGGGCUAAUCAGACAUCUAAAAUUACUCGACAAAUCAUCUCUGCGGUCAAAGCCGGAGGUGGCGAGACUGAUCCAUCUCAUAAUCUGUAUUUGGCCUCCGCCCUCCAACUUGCCCGUUCACAUCAAUUGCCCAAGGCAACACUGGAAAACGCUCUUAAAAAGGCCUCUGGUGCUACUGCAGGAGGAGCUGAAGAAUUGUACUCAACCGUUUACGAGGGUUUAGGUCCCGCUGGCGUGGCGUGUAUUGUCGAGGCGCUGACGGAUAAUAGGAACCGGACAUUUGCAGAAGUGCGGCAUGCAUUUACAAAGCGAGGAGGCAGCAUGACGCCCGUGGCCUACCUUUUCACCAAAACGGGGCGUAUCGUGUUUAGUGCAGGGACAUCGGGUCAUUCGAUUUCGCAGAUGGAAGAUUGUGCGAUUGAGUGCGAAGUAGAGGAUAUCGUUGAAGCAGACGAGGCGGAAGGUACUCUAGAGGUACACUGUGCCGUGAAGGAUCUUCUUGCAGUCAAAAAGGGACUUGAGGCCAAAGGAUAUGAAAUCAAGGAAUUUGAAACGGCAUAUGUGAGUGAAGAGAAGGUCGCUGUGUCGGAUGCUGAAUCGAAAAAUUUUGAAAGUUUGUUAGAGCAAUUGGAUGGAAUGGAAGAUGUGGUCAAGGUACAUCAUAACGCUACCUGAGGGAUGGAGACCAUUGCGUUAUAAACAGAGAAGUGACGAUGGAUAUGUGAAAUGGGUUUCAUAUGAAGCCAAGAGAUAUCAAUUAUUAGGAAGAUUUUGACUUAGAUGGCAUAGAAGUGGGCUUCAUCCUUCAACACCAUGUAGAUAGCUAAAAAAAAAGUACACAAUUUAUUUUCUUCUUCCAGUGCCCAUACUCCAC
This is a messenger RNA of Spizellomyces punctatus DAOM BR117, 1090 nucleotides long. Its product is annotated as YebC/PmpR family DNA-binding regulatory protein. Lineage: Eukaryota; Fungi; Chytridiomycota; Chytridiomycetes; Spizellomycetales; Spizellomycetaceae. The transcript has a single exon. The coding region runs from base 16 to 891 and encodes 291 amino acids. The record is from RefSeq and is a predicted model, not a curated record.